Messenger RNA from Penaeus vannamei (Pacific white shrimp), 3078 nucleotides. The record is from RefSeq and is a predicted model, not a curated record. NCBI's taxonomy places the organism in Eukaryota, Metazoa, Arthropoda, Malacostraca, Decapoda, Penaeidae.
GCCGCCUCUCCAGUCGACCAAUGACGUCGCGCAUCGCCCAAUGUUUUGAAGUUUUCAAAUCGUGUCAAGGCGUGAUGAGAGGCUUCUAGACUUUUAUCUUCUGCUUUUUGAAAAAUCUUCAAAAUGGAGGAGGAGGAGAAGUGGGAUGAAGGACCAACUGUGGAAGAUGUCCUGUCCUCAGUGCUCAAGAGUAAGAGCAAGUUUGGGAAAAUCAAAUUAUCCCUGCCACCACUUCCGCCACGGAGAACAACGUUUCAUGUCAAAGAGCCAAGCAGGGAUGACUUUCCACGGACAAAAACGGAAGAACUUCAGUCAUUGCUACAUGGGAAGAAGACAAAUUCUGAUGAAGGCAGUAGUGCUCAAGUGAAUAUAGGAGAACUAAAACCAAAAGAAAUCUCGGGAAGAGUCUCACCACAGAAUAGAGAAAGGUUAAAUCCCAAUAACUUUGGUAGACAUCAUUUAUCAAUGUCCUCUAGCAAAAUAUUGCGCUCUGUUUCUACCCCAGAAAUGAGGGACAAAAGUAGUUUCAAAGCUGCCGUUGGAGUGACAGCUGCAGAGACAGUGAAGCCUGCUGCAAGUAGACAAAUGAACUUUUCUGAAAUGCCCCAGAGUAAACAUGCCAAUAAAGAAAAUACGAACCCAAUCUUAAGUUGUCACACUUUGGAGGGAAAAUGCAGUAAUACUUUAGAAUCAGUGUUCAAGGAUAUGCAAAAUACAAAAUUCCAAAGUUUGCUUGCAGAUGAUUUUAAUCUGGGCGGAGCAAAAGCUGCAAAAGAGUAUUCUUUUGAAGUUAGUAACACAGGAGAGACAGUGAAGGCAUUGCUGGAAAGGGACAUUUUUUGUGACAGCAAACCCGUUGUCUCUCAGAAGGAUCCAUUGAAAAGCGAUCACUUUUUAAAAAGCAUUGAUACAAAAGUGGUUAAAAAUUCUGAUCAGUUGAAUCUCUCACAGAAGUCCUUAUUUCCUAAGUGCAGUCAAACACCAAAUCAAAAAACUGUUCCACAGACCACCGUGCCACUCUCUAGUUCACACUCGAAGGUUUCUCCGGAUUCUGCCUCUGGACGUGGGACACAGAGUUCAGCUCCAUCCCAAAAAGCUUUCUUGACGUCAAGUGUAACAGCAACACCUAGACCAGUAUCUACUACAAGAUUUAGUGAAUUAAGCCAGAAGUCAGAAGCUCAGCAAAACAAGGAAGUGCCAGUAGUUGCUCACAGGAAUGUAAGCAGUGAAGAGAUCAGCGCACGUGCAGGACUAGCCAAAGACAGUGCGGAUUUAGCGCAUGCAAAGCAUUCCUCAGCAGUGCCACAACAAAGUGUUGUUUCCCAGGUGCACCAUAAUGCAGCCCAGUCUGCACUGUCAUCUCAUUCCAGUACUGCAGAUGAAUACAGACAACCAAAAAUAUCAAAAGUUCCACAGACCAACCAGCCAGCGCCUCAAGGAACCACCACAAAGAAUAAAAGUCCCUCUGCCACAGGAGAGAUGAAGUUCAAGGAAACCCCAGUCAUCAACAGAACACAGUCUAGGCAGUUCCAAACACCAUCCGGCCAGAUGCUGAGAGCAAUGCCCCCAACUCCCCCGACCAAGCAAAAGCUUCAGCAGAUGGAUCACAUUGUCGUCAAUGAUCAGGAAUAUCUGAAACUCGGACUUGUUGGGAGAGGCGGAUCCAGUAAAGUGUAUGAGGUACUGGAUCUUGAAACACGUAAAGUGAAGGCAAUUAAACUUGUUGAGCUUGAGGGUGUAGAUGAAGCUACUCUUCACUCAUACAAGAAUGAAAUAGAUAUACUCAACAGACUGCAGUGGUCUGAUAAGGUUAUUCAGCUGUAUGACUAUGAACUUACUGAUAUUUACCUCAAAUUGGUAAUGGAAAAAGGAAACAGGGACCUGGCAUCUAUCUUGAAUAGCGCUCGAGGUAAAAAUGCCAAACCGAUCUCACCAUUUACAAUCCAGCAUUACUGGCAAGGCAUGCUGCUGGCUGUACAGGCAAUCCACCAAGAAGGUAUCAUUCACUCGGACCUUAAGCCUGCCAACUUUCUGCUUGUUAAUGAGACUGUUAAGCUGAUUGACUUUGGCAUUGCAUCCUCCAUUCAGCAAGACAUGACUAGUGUGAUCAAGGAUAGUCAGGCUGGAACCUUUAAUUAUAUGAGUCCAGAGUCUUUGAUGGAUGUGCAUUCGGGCCCAAUCAUCAAUGGUCGUUCUGGGGACCGUCCAACUAUUAAGAUUGGUGUGAAGUCUGAUGUUUCACAUCCAUGCAACCCCCUGCAAAAGCUGUCGGCAAUCUCUGAUCCUAAUACGAAAGUAAACUUCCCCGAAAUUGAGAAUAAAAUGUUGUUAGAGGUGUUGCAGCUGUGCUUGCAAUUUGAUCAGCGAAAACGUCCUAGCAUCUCAGAGUUGUUAGAACACCCGUAUCUAACAGCCAAACCAGGAGAGGGUGAAACCCCACAAAAGGAACCACAUCUCAAGUCCAUGCUACAGCAGCUGUCGCAGCUCACCCCCAAUAGCUUAAGUAAAAUAACUUCGAUGAUGCAACAGAUGCAGUCGUCAGAUUCCAAGCCAGAGUUCUAAAUAUAUAUACUGGAGGAGUUUCCCACCAAUAUUCUGUAAAUAUGCUAACACAAAUAUAUAACCUGGAAGUGAUGUAUGUAUAUAUAUAUUCAGAUAAUUUUUUUACAGAGUUUUAGGUCUUUUUAUUUACUAUUAUGGACUAGAGUAGAAAGUAAAGAGUUGCUUAUCAGCCAUAUUAUGAAUGUACUUUAGGUUGAAGGGAAAAACCAGCAGCAGCUUUGAAAUAUGAUAAUUUGCUUUAUUAAGAUAGUUUCAUUUUUGUGUACUGUCACUAGAAAUGACAUAGAGCAGGUCUUUGUGAAUUUUUAUGCUCUCUGAUAGCAAAAACAAACGGGAAUAUUCAGAUUCUUUGGAAGCCAGAUUAGAGUAUUCAUUUUAAGCUGUUUGUUAAUAAAAUGUAGGUAAUUAUAUAUAUCUUCCAUGUGAACAAAAUUAAAUAUUCUGUUAAAAGAAAAGGGAAUAUUUUCUUGAUACAAUAAAUGCAAUUUCACCUUCUGUAUAAAUGAUAUAACUUUA